Molecule: messenger RNA, 2639 nt
Organism: Juglans regia (Persian walnut)
Lineage: Eukaryota; Viridiplantae; Streptophyta; Magnoliopsida; Fagales; Juglandaceae
Product: VIN3-like protein 2
Exons: 5
Coding region: 679-2499 (606 amino acids)
Biological process (GO): epigenetic regulation of gene expression; vernalization response
Source: RefSeq, a predicted model, not a curated record
GGGACUCGCCCAAUAGCGGGAGAGGAUCAGAGGACACACCGCCGCGCCGUGCCACUGCCAAUACCAACCAGAGUCGAGGCGCUGCUUUUUGUCUCACUCUCGAGCGAGAGAAGAGAGGAGUGAAUAAGGGCGAAACCCGAAAUCCUCUUAUCCUCUCGACUCCAUCGAAUUCAAAGUGAGAGCAAUGGGGUGCGCGUGGGCUUUGCUAUAUGGUGGUAUGGUAUAAACUAAAGUCAUGCAAACUGGAUAGCCAGAAAGCAAGAGGAGACACCAACCCCUCCAAGGACUCCAAUCGCUUUGUUCGCUCAGUUUUAUGGAAUUUUGAUCCCUGAUUCGCGUAUGCAAUAUAUCCAUACCGAAUCUCUCUAUCGUGUCUCUUGUUUUGUAUUUAUUACUUGAAUGCCACUUCUGCAUCUGUCUCUCUCUCUCUCUCUCUCUCUCUCUCUCUCCGCUUCCGUUCUGUUUUCGUCAAUUUUGUUACUUGUAUUCCUUCUCUCUUUGCUUCCUGAAAUCCCUUCUCUGUCUAAAAAUAUACUGGUUAGAUAAAGGGUUAUUUUUUUCCCGAGCAUUAUGAGCGAACCAGAAGAAAGGUUUUCAGGCAUGGACUCGGUGUUAUCAGGCACGUUUUAAGAGCAUACUUAUCUAUAUCAGCUACAUUCGGAGUGGAAAUUCAAAGAGAUGUUUUUAUCAGUGGCUGUAAUUGAAGCAUUCUUGUUUGUCAGAGAUUUGGGUUGUGCACUUGAUCCUGCAAAAUAUAGCCAGCUAAGCUUGGGAGAGAAAAGAGCACUAGUCCGCGAGAUUGCCCGAUGGUCAAAAGAUGCCCCAGAGAUUCUUCGUUCUUUUACACGUCCAGAGCUUCUCGAAAUCAUCUGUGCUGAAAUGGGCAAAGAGAGAAAGUACACGGGAUAUACAAAAUCUCAAAUGAUAGAACACCUUCUAAAGUUAGUUUCUCAGAAUUUUGAGGGGCGAAAUUCAUUUGCCUUUUCUCCUGCUCGUAUUGGAUUAAAAAGGAAAAGGAAUGUAGUCCCUCCUUCUCAACUAUUGACUGACCUAAAUCAUGCUCCUCCAGAAAACAAUGAAGAAGAACAUGUGAAAAUUCUGCUCUGUCAGAAUGUUGCUUGCAGGGCUUCUUUAACUCCAGAGGAUGCCUUUUGCAAGAGAUGUUCUUGCUGUAUCUGUCAUUAUUAUGAUGAUAACAAGGAUCCUAGUCUGUGGUUGACCUGUGAGAAUGACCUCUGUGGAUUGUCUUGCCAUCUUGAAUGUGCGUUGAAGCAUGAAAGAGCUGGUAUUUUGAAGAAUAAGUGUUGUAAAAAGUUGGAUGGAAGCUUCUAUUGUGUAUCAUGUGGAAAAAUCCAUGGGCUAAUGAGAACCUGGAGGAAACAAUUGCUGGUUGCCAAGGAGGCUAGAAGAGUGGAUGUACUAUGUCUACGGUUAUCUUUGGCUCAAAAGAUUCUCUUGGGAACAGCACUAUACAAAGAAGCGCAUAGGACAGUGGAUUCUGCGGUGAAAAUACUGAAAGAUGAAGUGGGGCCUCUAGAUCAGGUAUGCAAAAGUAUGGCACGCUGCAUCGUCAACAGACUCCCUUGUGGUGCUGAGGUCCAGAAGUUAUGUGCUUCUGCUGUGGCAUCUUUUGAUUCAAUGUUUUGCCUGGAUUAUAUGGAAGAGAAAUAUCCAUUUGCAGCUUGUCGGAUCCUGUUUGAAGAGUCCACCCCUACCUCGGUGAUCAUUGUGCUAGAAUAUGAAGAUCAUCUGUUAAAAGAAUACCUAGGCUGCAGACUCUGGCAUCGCAAGUCUGUUGUGAAGGAUUAUCCAGAGCAACCAACUUUCAUUGUAUUUAGGCCAGAGAAGAGAUUCAAGAUAAGCCACCUGCACCCUUCUACUGAGUAUUCCUGCAAGGUUUCUUUGUUUAGCAGCACAGGGGUAUUGGGUGUUUUGGAAGCUAAAUGGGAGACACCCGCAUCAGAUAGAAGCUGUUUUACAGCUUUAAAACAUGGAAAGGCAGAACAUACAAUUAUAGCGCAAGAUCAUCUUCAGGUGGAGUCAACCAAGUUUGGUAACAUUAAAUUAGCACCUCCUGCAAAGCUUCAACCGUUGGUCGACAUCAGCAAGAGCAAGAGUGAAAGGUUUUGCUCGCCGUCUCUUUUCAUUGAAACUGUUUCUCCUUCCACUCCUUGUAAGUGCAGUGGAAUGCGAGCAGUUCCAGAUAUGGGUUGUAAAAAGCGCGUAGAGGAAAGUGAUUAUGAGCAUUCCGUGCAAGUGGUCAAAUGGUUAGAGCAUGAAGGGCACCUGGAUGAAGAUUUUAGAGUAAAAUUUCUCACGUGGUUCAGCCUCAAAGCCACAGAGCAAGAGAGAAGGGUGGUUAAUGUCUUUGUGGCUACUUUGCUUGACGACCCUCCUAGUUUAGCCGGACAGCUUAUGGAUACCUUCAUGGACAAGAUAUGCUGUGAACAAAAACCAGUUAAUUCUAGGCAUGGCUUUUGCUUUAGCUUGUGGCAUUAAUUCUGAAUAGUUAUUUUAUUUUGCAUUAAUAUUUUAGAGAGUAACCAAAGACAUGUAGGCUUUUUUGCUGGCAAAACAGACAAAUAUAUUUGGCUACUUCAAGCCAGAAAAAUGUGAAGCUCCUUGAUUUUUCUCUCUCA